UAUUCAAAUGGGAAGGAGGAUUGUUUGGGAGGGGAAGUUCUUUUCUGGCAGCCAAGCAAUUCCAAGUUGGGAUAACGCUACUUCAAACUUCCUUAUCUUCGAAUUUCAGGAACUCAAAUCACUCAAAGUUUUGUGGUAAAAAGAAUAAUAAAAGUUGAAAAUGGCAACUAAUGAACUACAAGAAAAGUUGGCAAGAAGAGAUAAAAUCAAUGAAGGUGAAGCUGCUCCAUCUAAAGUUUCUCAAUCAGUUUAUGCUGAAUUCAAGGAAUUCUCCAUCCUUGAAAUAAAAGAAUAUCGCAAAGUCUUUCAAAAAUAUGAUAUGGAUCAUAGCAACUUUAUUGAUUUCAUGGAACUCAAGCUAAUGAUGGAAAAAUUAGGAGAACCACAAACUCAUCUUGGGUUGAAGGAAAUGAUCAAAGCAGUGGACGAAGAUAAUGAUGGACAAAUAAGCUUUAGAGAGUUCAUGCUGAUAUUCAAAUAUGCCAAAGACGGAACAUUGCAAGUAGAGGGUUUGCUGAAAAUUGCAGAUUGUUGCAACGUAUCAGAAGAAGGUGUUAGUGGUGCAAAAUCUUUUUUCGAAGCCAAGGUUCAACAGCAAACAAAUGACAAUAAAUUUGAACAAGAAAUAAGAGCUGAACAGGAAAAGAAAAAGAAGGAGUUGCUGGAAGCAAAAGAGAGGCGAGAAGCGUUCAAGCAGAAGGCAGCGACGUUUCAGUAAACUUUUGGUUCAAUAUGUGUUCUAAGGGCCUAGGAUAGUUCGCCAAAUUCAUAUAUCACAUUCUCUUGGACAAAAGUGCAAAAAUAAUCAGAUUAUUUAUUCAAUAACGAAUACUAAUUAUCAAGAUUUAACUUGAACAAUUUAAUCUAAUGGCAAGUAUUCCGCGGUUUAGAAAAAUGCAAAUUGUUGGUCUCAGUUACAUGAGUUAGGAAAAUUGCAAGUUUUUAUUGAAUAAUUGAUAAAACUCCAUCAGUUAUCAAAUCACGCACCGAAUCAAGAUACUUGUCUGAACCAAUCAGAAUAGCUACUAUUACAUGGUAGAAGUCACAUGUCAUAAAUCUUGAUACUUUCCUUCUUAUGUUGUACGCGCUCUGAAAAGCUAUUCUUCCUGCUGGUAAAAAUCUUUUUCUUGACGACAGUUAUCCUUUAAGUAAAUGGAAACACUUAUUCUCGCAAGUAGUUUCUCAGUUAAAUAUAUUGAAAUGUUUUUUAUCUCUUUUCUUGUUGGUAUAAGAGAACCGUUCGGAUUAACACACUUUUGUGGAAUUAAAUAUUAUAAUAUUAAAUAUUAAUGCAUUUUGAAUUAUUGAGCAAAUGUUCUAAUGUAAAGGGGGCUGUUUUCAUAUAAAGUGUUGGGAGGUAUUUCUGAAUGUAAAUUUGCAAUGAUAAAUUCUAGCUUUGCAUCAUUGAAGGAAGCAUCGUUUCGUAUAACAUUAUUUUUUAAAAUUUGACGUAGUUCGUUUUUGCCCGCUUUGUGGACGUCAUCUUUCAGUUUGUAUUUAUCGUCUUAGAAUCAUUUAUUAAUAAUUUCAUUCUAUAUGUUCUUAUAAA
This is a messenger RNA of Rhopilema esculentum, 1549 nucleotides long. Its product is annotated as EF-hand domain-containing protein D2. Gene Ontology annotation, molecular function: calcium ion binding. The record is from RefSeq and is a predicted model, not a curated record. Lineage: Eukaryota; Metazoa; Cnidaria; Scyphozoa; Rhizostomeae; Rhizostomatidae.